Molecule: messenger RNA, 475 nt
Organism: Helianthus annuus (common sunflower)
Lineage: Eukaryota; Viridiplantae; Streptophyta; Magnoliopsida; Asterales; Asteraceae
Product: auxin-responsive protein SAUR50
Exons: 1
Coding region: 20-325 (101 amino acids)
Biological process (GO): response to auxin
Source: RefSeq, a predicted model, not a curated record
CCAAGUGCGAGUUCUGAAAAUGGGUAUCAAGAAAACCUCAAACAAACUCUCUCAAACAACAGUUUUGAAGAACAUAGUGAAGAGGUGCUCAAGCUUGAGUAAGAAACAGCACCAACACUGCGAGGACGUCCCAAAAGGGCACUUUGUUGUGUACGUUGGCAUAAACCGUAGUCGAUACAUCAUCCCAAUAUCGUUCUUGUCACAUCCGGAGUUCCGGAGGCUGCUUCAACUAGCCGAAGAUGAGUUCGGGUUCGACCAUGACAUGGGUCUCACCAUUCCUUGUGAAGAACAAGUUUUUCAGUCACUUACUUCCAUGCUUAGAUAGAAAUACAUCACAUACUUCAUACUCGUUUAUAUCGCACAACGAGCAUGGGCAUGUGAUGGGAAGAUCAGGGAUUGAAGUGCCAAUGAUGUGUAAUCUAGAGAGAUAGAAUGCACAGAAAUUCUUUCUAUGAUCUGUACACAUAGAGGUUUU